CCCCCGAAGCCCCCGCGCGGCGCCAGGGCGCGCGGCGUGGCGCAGACCUGCGCUGAGGCCGCCCCCGCCGCGCUGCCCGCGAAGAUGGCCGCGGAGCUCUACCCGCCGGCCAGCGCCGCAGCCGCCGCCACGGACAUCGCCAACAGCAACGCCGCCGCCGCCGCGGGCAGGAAGGCCGGCCCGCGCAGCCUGCCCAGCGCCCCGGCCCCCGCGCCGCCGCCGCCCGCACCCGAGCCGCCCGCGCCCAGCAACAACAACUUGGAGAGCCCCAAUUGGCAAUCCUUCCACCCGACCCUGCGCGAGAGGAACGCGCUCAUGUUCAACAACGAGCUCAUGGCCGACGUCCACUUCAUCGUGGGGCCCCUGGGGGCGACCAGGAGGGUGCCUGCCCACAAGUACGUCUUGGCUGUCGGGAGCUCCGUUUUCUUUGCCAUGUUUUACGGGGACCUCGCAGAAGUCAAGUCAGAAAUCCACAUACCGGAUGUAGAGCCCGCAGCUUUCCUGAUCUUGCUCAAGUACAUGUACAGUGACGAGAUCGAUCUCGAAGCCGACACGGUGCUGGCCACUCUGUAUGCUGCUAAGAAGUACAUUGUCCCCGCACUGGCAAAAGCCUGCGUCAACUUUCUGGAGACAAGUCUGGAAGCCAAAAAUGCCUGCGUCCUGCUGUCCCAGAGCCGGCUGUUUGAGGAGCCCGAGCUGACCCAGCGUUGCUGGGAGGUCAUCGAUGCGCAGGCCGAGAUGGCCCUGCGGUCUGAAGGCUUCUGUGAAAUCGACCGGCAAACACUGGAGAUCAUCCUGACUAGGGAGGCCCUUAACACCAAGGAGGCGGUGGUGUUCGAGGCUGUCCUACACUGGGCUGAGGCAGAGUGCAAGAGGCAGGGCCUGCCAGUCACCCCACGCAACAAGAGGCACGUUUUGGGGCGAGCCCUCUAUCUGGUCCGAAUUCCAACCAUGACCCUGGAGGAGUUUGCCAAUGGCGCUGCCCAGUCUGACAUCCUGACUCUGGAGGAGACCCAUCACAUCUUCCUGUGGUACACAGCUGCCAACAAGCCCCGCCUGGACUUCCCCCUGACCAAGAGGAAGGGCCUCGCCCCGCAGAGGUGCCACCGCUUCCAGUCUUCCGCCUACCGCAGCAACCAGUGGCGGUAUCGCGGGCGCUGCGACAGCAUCCAGUUUGCCGUGGACAGAAGGGUGUUUAUUGCAGGGCUGGGCUUGUACGGGUCCAGCUCUGGGAAGGCCGAGUACAGCGUGAAGAUCGAACUCAAGCGGCUGGGGGUGGUCCUGGCUCAGAACUUGACCAAGUUUGUGUCGGACGGAUCCAGUAACACCUUCUCAGUAUGGUUUGAACACCCAGUCCAGGUUGAACAAGACACCUUCUACACGGCCAGCGCCGUCCUUGAUGGCAGCGAGCUCAGCUACUUUGGGCAGGAGGGGAUGACGGAAGUGCAGUGUGGGAAGGUGACCUUCCAGUUCCAGUGCUCCUCGGACAGCACCAAUGGGACAGGGGUCCAGGGUGGGCAGAUCCCUGAGCUCAUCUUCUACGCCUGAGACACCAGGCAGGGGCUGGGGAGGCUGCACCGUGAGUAAGCGCAGGGGAAGCAGAAGCACCGAGCUCUGCAGCUGCGCUUAAUUUGUAUCUCUUUGGUAUGUAGCCAGCUGUAGCCUGAUUCUGUGAAAUAGAAGCCUUUUCUACACAGCCAGAGCCCAGGUGUCUGAAUCUCAGGCGUCUCCGGACACUGGUGGCGCACAUUGCAGGUGGAGGCAGACUUGGGGCACAAGGCAGGCCCCAGAUCCCCUCAGUGGCACCCACGCUGCCUGCUUUGAGGGGUUGGAUGUCCCUCCCACCCUCUAGGGUUCUAAGUGGUUCCAAGCUUAACAUGAGACCUUCCCUUCAAAUCUAAAAUUAGUCACUUAAAAUAGUUCAUCUAUUAAAGUAGAUUUUCAUAAUAAAGGUUGCAUAAAAU
Propithecus coquereli (Coquerel's sifaka) is the source of this 1964-nucleotide messenger RNA. It is a transcript of the gene BTBD6, whose product is annotated as BTB (POZ) domain containing 6. Gene Ontology annotation, cellular component: cytosol. NCBI's taxonomy places the organism in Eukaryota, Metazoa, Chordata, Mammalia, Primates, Indriidae. The record is from RefSeq and is a predicted model, not a curated record. Gene Ontology annotation, biological process: neurogenesis. Gene Ontology annotation, molecular function: protein binding. The transcript is spliced from 4 exons. Bases 85 to 1548 code for a protein of 487 amino acids.